Messenger RNA from Eremothecium gossypii ATCC 10895, 1203 nucleotides. Its product is annotated as nicotinamide-nucleotide adenylyltransferase NMA2. Gene Ontology annotation, biological process: NAD+ biosynthetic process. NCBI's taxonomy places the organism in Eukaryota, Fungi, Ascomycota, Saccharomycetes, Saccharomycetales, Saccharomycetaceae. The coding region runs from base 1 to 1203 and encodes 400 amino acids. The transcript has a single exon. Gene Ontology annotation, molecular function: nicotinate-nucleotide adenylyltransferase activity; nicotinamide-nucleotide adenylyltransferase activity. The record is from RefSeq and is marked provisional.
AUGGAUCCUACAAGAGCCCCCGACUUCAAGCCACUUCAAGGCGAUGAUAAGCCAGAGCCGCCGCUGGCGCCGGAUUCAGAGAUUCCUGAGAACGGGCCGAUCAUGCCGUUUGUGUUGGCGGAUUACAACACCUCCAUCGACGCACCAAUUCACCCGAAGAGCUAUAAAAAGUCUAUGAAGCGCAACAGCUCGCAGCCCUCGAACUGCAGCAAGGGUCGUGGCGGCAGUGGGUCGAUUCCGCUGAAGCGCAGCGGGCUGGAGCCGUUUUCGAACGAUGUGUCGUCGGAAUCCGAGUGCGGCGAAGAGGACGAGCAGCAGGGUGAGAGCCAUGCAGCGGACGCGAACAGCAGCAAGUUGAGAAGCAUGGUGCAAAAUAUCGCGGACCUCGAGGAGGUGCCCUGUGGCAUCAUCCGCCAGGCACGUAUAUUGGAGGACUACGAGUUCCCAACCCACCGGCUGAAGACCACGCUGCACAACGCCAAUAAACUGCCGCUGGUGAUUGUAGCCUGCGGAUCGUUCUCACCGAUCACACAUCUUCACCUGCGGAUGUUCGAGAUGGCCAUGGAUGCCAUUGUUGAGCAGACUCGCUUCGAGGUGGUUGGGGGCUACUAUUCGCCGGUGAGCGACAACUACAACAAGCCCGGUCUCGCCUCGGCAACGCACCGGGUGCGCAUGUGCGAACUUGCCUGCGAGCGGACGUCCUCAUGGCUCAUGGUGGACGCCUGGGAGUCGCUUCAGCCGCAGUAUACGCGAACAGCAAAGGUUCUGGACCACUUCAACGACGAGAUUAACGUUAAGCGUGGCGGGAUAAAGACAUCGACUGGCGAUCGCAUCGGGGUGAAGAUCAUGUUGCUAGCUGGAGGCGAUCUGAUUGAAUCUAUGGGAGAGCCCAACGUCUGGGCCGAUGCUGAUCUACACCAUAUUCUUGGCAAUUACGGCUGUCUCAUUGUCGAGCGCACUGGCUCGGACGUCCGCUCGUUCCUCCUUUCCCACGACAUCAUGUAUGAGCACCGCCGGAACAUCCUGGUUAUCAAACAGAUGAUCUACAACGAUAUAUCAUCGACGAAAGUACGUCUUUUCAUUCGCAGGGGGAUGUCUGUACAAUACCUGCUGCCGAAUUCAGUCAUUCGUUAUAUCCAAGAAUAUGGCCUUUAUGUGAAUGAACAUGAACCUGUACAGCAGGUCAUCAGCAAUAAGGAUUAA